Messenger RNA from Drosophila innubila, 1065 nucleotides. RefSeq names its product proteasome subunit beta type-7-like. The record is from RefSeq and is a predicted model, not a curated record. Bases 43 to 1020 code for a protein of 325 amino acids. The transcript is spliced from 3 exons. Lineage: Eukaryota; Metazoa; Arthropoda; Insecta; Diptera; Drosophilidae. Gene Ontology annotation, cellular component: proteasome core complex.
UCCCCUGUUUUUAAACCAAAAUUUAGUCAAAUACACUACAUAAUGGACCAUUAUAUUGAUGGUUUCAACUAUGGGAACUGUUUGCGCAAUUCAGAGCUACAUAAGAUGGGGCUUGAAGAGCCUAAGCCAAUUAUGGCUAAUUCUACCGUUGUGGUUAUACAAUUUAGUGAUGGUAUUAUAAUUGGUGCCGAUUCAAGGGGAACUACUGGAACAAAGAUGAUCUUAAAUAACUUCAAUAAGAUUUUCCAACUGCAUGACAAUGUUUUCUGUAGUGGUGUAGGACUAAUGUGCGAUCUGACAAAAAUAACACGCAUGACAAAAGGCCAGCUGAUAAUGCAUCAAACACUUACCAAUCGUCGUGUGCUCGUCAUUACUGCCAAGCAAGUGUUGAAGGGAUUGCAAGAACGUAUGCAUGGGAGUCUUUUGGCCAGCUUUAUUAUUGCCGGAGCGGACAAGAUGGGAGUACAUCUGUAUGCUCUGCACUUUGAUGGCACGUCAGAGAAACUUCUCUUCAGCUCCAUGGGAUCGGGACAAUAUGGUUCUAUGAGCAUUCUCGAGGAUCGUUGGAGAUCCGAUCUGGAUGAGGAUGAAGCACGUCAGCUGAUGCUAGAUGCAAUCGCUGCUGGCAUUAUAAAUGAUGUAAUUCCCGCAUUUAAUGUGAAUCUAUGUAUCAUUCGCAAGGACUACAGUGUCGAACACUACACGGAGACUAUAAAUAAUAAAAUAAAUGAAACGCAACCAGCAGAGAAUUUUAAAACUUGCGUGACUUUCAAUCGCGCCAAUUGGAUGCAAGACGUCGUAAUAAAUAAUCCAAUAGUUCAUUUUCUGGCACCGCCACCGCAACCCGCAGUACCUGUGCCAAGUGGUUUCAUCAGUAGGAACCUGCUAAGUAUAACACCUGCCUCCACAAAUCUUCAGCUGAAACGUGGUGUUAAAGAAGAAGACCGAGCUUGCACUCAAGCGCAUAAUAAAAACAAGCGUUUGUGUUUAAAACAACAUAAAAAAAUAGACAAAAAAUAAAUAUAAAUUGUAGUCGUGAAUCUGCAUAGCCUCAUAUCACUAAAC